Molecule: messenger RNA, 1303 nt
Organism: Megalopta genalis
Lineage: Eukaryota; Metazoa; Arthropoda; Insecta; Hymenoptera; Halictidae
Source: RefSeq, a predicted model, not a curated record
ACGUAUGCAUUAAAUUACAUACAUAGUGUUACGCACACUGUGUGGACGGUGUGCAUCUUUUUCACGUAAAUGUAAAUUUAUUGAUAGUGUAAUACAUACAGAAUGGGUAUAUUAGAGAAAAUAUCAGAAAUCGAAAAAGAAAUUGCUAGGACUCAGAAAAAUAAAGCCACCGAGUAUCAUCUAGGAUUAUUAAAAGCAAAACUUGCAAAGUAUAGGUCACAACUUUUGGAGCCAGGAAAGAAAUCUGAGAAAGGGGAAGGAUUCGAUGUACUAAAGUCAGGAGAUGCUAGAGUAGCCUUAAUAGGUUUUCCAUCAGUAGGAAAGUCUACUUUGUUAAGCACACUCACCCAUACAGAAUCAGAAGCAGCAUCUUACGAAUUCACUACAUUGACCUGCAUUCCUGGUGUAAUAGAAUAUAAAGGAGCUAAUAUUCAACUCCUUGAUCUUCCUGGUAUAAUUGAGGGUGCAGCACAGGGCAAAGGAAGAGGCAGACAGGUGAUUGCUGUUGCUAGAACAGCAGACUUAGUUCUUAUGAUGCUGGAUGCAACCAAGCAAGAUGUACAAAGGCAACUAUUAGAGAAAGAAUUAGAAUCAGUUGGCAUUCGGUUAAAUAAAAAGAAACCAAACAUUUAUUUUAAAGUGAAGAAGGGAGGUGGAUUAGCCUUCAAUUCAACGUGUCCAUUAACAAAAGUAGAUGAGAAAUUAGUUCAAAUGAUUCUGCAUGAAUACAAGAUCUUCAACGCGGAAGUCUUGUUUCGUGAAGAUUGUACCGCGGAUGAGUUAAUCGACGUAAUUAACGCUAACAGAGUAUAUUUGCCAUGCCUCUAUGUACAUAACAAAAUAGAUCAAAUAUCGAUAGAAGAAGUGGACAGAAUUGCUAGACAACCUAAUAGUGCAGUAGUUAGUUGUAAUAUGAAAUUGAAUCUGGAUUUCUUACUUGAAACACUCUGGGAAUAUCUAUCUUUGAUAAGGGUAUAUACGAAAAAACCUGGUCAACCACCAGACUUUGACGAUGGCUUAAUAUUACGAAAAGGUGUUACUGUGGAGCAUGUUUGCCAUGCUAUUCAUCGCACACUUGCUCAACAAUUUAAAUAUGCUCUUGUUUGGGUAAGUUAUUCGCUUAUUAAACAACAAAUAUUAAUAUUCUAUUCCUUAGGUAAAAUAUUAUUUUCUUUUUUUCAGGGUACAAGUACAAAAUAUUCACCUCAGAGAGUAGGAUUGCAACAUGUCAUGCAUGACGAAGAUGUCAUUCAAGUAGUUAAAAAAUAAAUCUUGCAAUGUUACAUAUAUGAUCUACAAAUGA